Neohortaea acidophila is the source of this 2466-nucleotide messenger RNA. RefSeq lists its product as uncharacterized. Bases 1 to 2466 code for a protein of 821 amino acids. NCBI's taxonomy places the organism in Eukaryota, Fungi, Ascomycota, Dothideomycetes, Mycosphaerellales, Teratosphaeriaceae. Gene Ontology annotation, molecular function: protein binding. The transcript has a single exon. The record is from RefSeq and is a predicted model, not a curated record.
AUGCCGUCGAACCAACCCGCCAUUCCCGUCCAGCAGUCCAAUCCCCGUAAAAAUGUAGAGCGAGUAGUGCCCGCCAUUCCCCUCGCCUUGAGCAAAUCAAAAUCCUCCAAGCCGAAGCCGAAGUCGGAGACUGUGGCAAAAGAUGGAGGAGCUGCGCCUGCGCCUGCAAUUCACGAUGGCCAUACAACCACCACCAACGGCGUGAAUGGUCAGCAGCACCCCCUCCCGCUCUCCACCAUCCCCAACGGCAGCGGGCACGGGCAUGCGCUUGCCGCGACGAAUGAGGAAAGCGCCAAUGGUACCAACACGCUCAACGGUGCCGUGGUCAUGCCGCACACAGAUUCGCUCGGUCCGAGAAGAAGUGCCGCCCUCUCCCUUUCUUUCGGUGCUGCCCCCGACUUCUCAAACUCCCACUCCCCAUCUACAUUCAACCCUUCAGCGCCCGACUCUCCAACGCCCCUCUCCAGCUCAAGCCCAACCUCAUCUCGCGAGAUGAGCGGCCGAUUCGACGGCCGUCAAAUGCGGGAUGCACUUCCCCCCGCAUUCGUCCCAUCUGCACAACAGCACACCCACCAGUCAGCAUCUCCGUCGCAAUUCAACCCUCCAGCCAACCUCCACCCGCACGCCCAUCCAUCCCACCCCAGCGCGGGCAAUUUUGUGUACGUCAGCAACAACUCUUCCCCUGCGCGCCCUCCACCAUCAGCAAGUCCACGCUUCGCUUCACCGUCGCGCGCAAGCUUCCCGCACCCCCAGCAGCAGUACUUCGUGCAGCAGGGCUACCCACAUCAAGCCCCCGAUCACCCGCAUUUCCGUGCUCAAAAUCCCGCCUAUGGCCCACCCGGCAUGAGUUGGCAGGCCCGUCCCGCACCUUACACCACGGUCGCGCUACAACCACCUUAUACCACGCCCGCGCAACCGUUUCACCACCAAUCGCACUCGCAUCCGGUGUCUUACCGUCCCGGCCCGCAAGAUGCUUUCAACCCACCUGCAGCUCCACAGAUGAACGGGCACGCACUGGCCUCGCGAUCCGACUCAAACACCUCCUCCACAGCGCUGGAGCGGCCAAAUGUCCACCAGAACGGCCAGUCAUCCUCGCAUAUCAACCAUCCCGUUCAGACUGCCGGCAUGGUAUCACCUCCCCAGCCCGGGGCAACCUUCCAGGGUCAGGGCAAUGUUCGCCCAGAAGCUCUUCCAUCUCAUUUGACGCCGCCAUCACGAUUUGGGCAUCGUUGGCCGCGCAUGCAGCCCACCACCGAUGCCGAUCGAGUAGCCUGGGAAAGACUGGGCGGACACAUGCGGUCCCAAUGGGCGUUCGAUGCUUUCACCGAUUGUCGUCUCACGAUUCGCGAUUCCACUGGCGAGGGUGAGGUAAAUUUGGACGCCCACAGAGUCGUCCUUGCUGCCAAUUUCAAAUUCCUCAAACUCUUCGCGAAGGCUCAGGGCGCGAAGUCUCCGUCAGUCCACGUGAUCCAAUUGGAAGGCCCAUACUUGCGUGUGGCUCCUUUCGUUGAGGCUCUCAAGUUCUUCUACGGCUGUCCCGUGCCGCUGCUUGAGUAUCAUCGUCCGGGAUCUGCGGGCAGUGAAGAUCACCCUUCCAACGUGGACUGCAUGGCAACCGCAGUCGGAUACAUUGCCAGCGGCUGGUGGCUGGAUAAUGGCCCCAUCGGAGACAGAGGGGUGCAAGUGGCGGCGGGCCUGCUCCACUGGGACACCAUAGGCACCGCGCUGGGUUUCGCGCUGGAUGGCGGGCUCGGCGACAGCUUCAAGGUCGAAGAUGGAAGUGACGAUCGAAGCGGCGUCUCGUCCAGCGACCAGUCACCCAGCCGCGCCGGCGAGCCAGUUGUGCCACGGCCCACCUACGGUCAUUGGUCUACCGACUUUUUGAAACGGAUCAUCAAUUUUUUGACGUCCUGCUUCCCCGACAACUUCUACCUCGACCAAGCAGCGCCGCAAUUCGCAUCCUGCCCGCGUCUCCCCGCCUUGCCCAAUUCCUCAAAGGACCACAGCCGCAAACCAUCGGAUCCACGCCUCAGUCAGAUCCGCUUCGGCGAAAUGUCCAGCGAAGAAGACCACCAACGCCCCUCCUUCACCACGACAACCGUCUCGAGCGUCCUCCUUUCCCUCCCCUUUGCAAUCCUCAAAUCCGUCCUCGAGCAAUACGGAAUCGCGGAACGCUUGGGCGCCGACACCAUCGCGAGCAUCAUGCGCCAAGUCGUGGCCGAGCGAGAAGCGCGCCGCACCAAGGCGCUCGAGGCGUAUACUGCCAGCUUGUCGUCGCCGUCGUCCACGCCUUUGGCAGACGCAUCUUCGCAACUCGUCCGGAAUCUCUACCUGGAGGAGUUUGUGGAGACGUCGAAUGUCAAGCCCGCCGGGUUCCGAAUUGCCAGGAUCAAGCGGGAUGUCGAUACUCCGCCAAGCUCCGAGGCAUGCUCGGAGAAGAACAAUGAGGCUGGCUCGCUGAAUUGA